CACGGCCUUUUUAACCACCCAGUGUAAUUUCAACUGGGUACGCAAUUGAACUCCUUUGUGUAGAGUUGCAACGUAAUAGUAGGCCUAAGGUACAUUGCUCAAGGACACUACACGAAAUUCAAAGAAAGUGCUCGAGAACCUCACAUGGAGGUCGAAAAAACCUAAACGCAACCGCUGCACCUGACCAGCCGCAUCAUUAUGUUACCAUAAAUUAUAUUUUCCACAGCGAAAAAGGCCCGGUCGUCAGACGAAUGUUACACAUUUACUAGGAAAGAUGAGGCGCCCGAACCAUGCUCUGAUACUCGAAUAGAGUGCAUUGAUCAAGGGGGAACGAUUGUGAAUAUCACCAACAUUGAACAAUAUGAAGGUUUAAUGAAUGAAGUGCUUCAUAUAUUAAAAGUAGGAUCCAAGGUGACGUUCAAUGUACUCCAGAAUAUAAAACAAGGAGAGCAAUGUGCAUACGUGAAUAUACAGGAUGGUUUGAUUUGGAAUUCGGAUAAAAUAAUCCCAAAACACGCCGAUACUAACACCACUGUGAAUGCAGUACUGUGCGAGCAAACAGAUGCAUUGAUAUAUUCAUCGACCAUCUCAACCUUAACAUCAUCGACCAUCUCAACCUUAACAUCAUCGACCAUCUCAACCUUAACAUCAACUUUUGGUUCUCAGACCACCGACCACCUAACUAAUCAGAUUUCCGAUAUUACAUCUAUAACACCAGUACAAAACCAACAAACAGGAAAAACAGAUAGGAUGCGAACACCCAUCGUCAUCGUGGUAGUCUGCGGCAUUAUAAUCCUUUUACUGGUAUUCGUCGGAUUCGCAUAUUCUAAAGUAAAAAAAAGGAAGAUAAAUAACGAAAGGGCUCAGAAUACGUUGGAGAUGACUACAAAUGCAUGUAGAUAUUCCAAUAUCGAUGUUUACAAUGAUGUUUCUCAGACCAACAUUCACAAUGAUAACAGUACAACGCGUAAUGUGGCGCCUGGUGAUACCUACACGUAUGUUGCAACUGAAAUUCAAUCUGUGACGCCACAGCCUGAAAUACAGGAUACGAUUGGCAGAAACUACGAGCAACCACUUUUGGAGGACGAAAUGCACGCUAACGUUCAAGCUGAUGCAGUUGUAGAGACAGACGACUGUGAAUACGAUAAAUUAAACCGGUCACGCGCAGUAACCUGUGCAGGAGAUCAUGACGAUACGUAUAACAGCCUCAAUGAAGAUGCUGGUGACACGGGGCAUUAUGAUUGUCUCCAACGAUCCAACAUUCACAAUGAUAACAGUACAACGCGUAAUGUGGCGCCUGCUGAUACCUACACGUAUGUUGCAACUGAAAUUCAAUCUGUGACGCCACAGCCUGAAUUACAGGAUACGAUUGGCAGAAACUACGAGCAACCACUUUUGGAGGAUGACAUGUACGCUAACGUUCAAGCUGAUGCAGUUGUAGAGACAGACGACUGUGAAUACGAUAAAUUAAACCGGUCACGCGCAGUAACCUGUGCAGGAGAUCAUGACGAUACGUAUAACAGCCUCAAUGAAGAUGCUGGUGACACGGGACAUUAUGAUUGUCUCCAACGAUCCUACAGAAAAUAGGCUGUCACCUAACCAAUAAAACUAUCGACCACAGUAUUUAACUGGUGUAAUAAUUACUUACUAUUAAUACGUUAAAAUUCAAUCAAGCCAAAAAAAUUAGUGAAACUCAUAUUUUCCAUCAGUAACAUACACAGCGCCUUUGAUAUACCAUGGUCGUUUAAUUGGCGCUUAAUGUUCCAAUAUUAUUAUUUAGAACACCCUAAUAUCCUACAGAAGUCAACACAUUUGUACAUGAUAAGCCUAUUGAGUAUGUAUACCCCGUGUAUGUGCCUGCCUGCGAUGGUUGGUAGGCCAAAUAUAAGACUGGCUAUCCGGCUAUCGUCGACUUAUUUGGGAUGCUGAUUGGUCAAUUGAAUCAGGGAGCGUAUCCCAAUUUCUUUUCCCGUAGGCUACGCAGUGCAAGGUUUGCAGUGAAAGCAUCUGUGUAGCGAUUCUAUGGAAACAAGGGUUAACGAAAAAAUUAAAAGAAUUGCGUUACGUAUGAAAUAUCGGCAACGUUUUACCUUUCAUUUCAUUUCAUUUUAGUUCUCAUUCACUUUUAUUUCACACAUUGUCCAUAUAAAAUACAAAAAUAAAUACCAGUAUAAGUACAUGACGUACAGAGUACACAAAACUUUGUCAUAGUUUAAUAUGUUUACUUUAAGAAUAAUAUAAAAUUGAUUUAUUGAAAAAUUAGUUAAAUGUUCUUUCUGAGUCGUAGUGGUUAACUAUUAAUAAUUAUGAAAAUGGACGUUUUUACUGUUGUUAUGUAUAGAAAGUAUUUCGAAUAGGCCUAAUUGCUUUAAUCUGACUGUUAGUAAUUUUAAAAUUUUAACUUGAAACUUUAUUUUUAGCAAUUUAAUUUUUUUUUUGUCUUUUUUGGGGUAUCCCACUUCUAGUUCUUUUCGUAGUUAUCAUUACAUAAUUUGCAAUUUUAUUAGUUUUAUGCAGUAUUAAAAAAUAUUAGAGAGAGCAUCUUAGCUCAGUCGGCUAAACAGGUGGUAGACACUGGGCACGAGCUGAUUUUUUUUAUUACUGUUUUCCUUUUUUCUUUUCUUUUUUGUGUGAAAAUGAGACAAGCUCUGCUUCUGUGUUUGAUCCCGAUCAAUCAAAUAAUGAAUUAAUAGAUUGUAUUUUUGUUCCUUUCAUGUUU
Messenger RNA from Anneissia japonica, 2719 nucleotides. RefSeq lists its product as uncharacterized. The record is from RefSeq and is a predicted model, not a curated record. The coding region runs from base 373 to 1587 and encodes 404 amino acids. The transcript has 4 exons. Lineage: Eukaryota; Metazoa; Echinodermata; Crinoidea; Comatulida; Comatulidae.